CAAACCUUGAAACCUCAGUAGGGUCAGGGGUUUGGCAAUUAAUCCGCCCUCCGUGAAAGGCGAAAAGCGACGAAACUCGCUUCUUGGCCGAACGAACAUCAUAAUAUUUUGCACGAAGCAAACUGCCGAAUCAUUGUUGUUCGUGGUUUGCCAUUGCCUUGGUUUGCUGCAAUCUUUCCCACCAAAGCACAAGCAAGAUGAACUUGGAUGAGCGAUUGCUUGCUUUGGGUGUUCCACCUGAUAUCCAAGUGGAAGGUGGGGAUGAGAUUUUGCUCAGUGAAGACUCUCCUGGUUGUUGCAAAAUUCGCGUGGGCUCUAGCCGUUUCGCGGCACUCAAUCCAAACUUGUCCUUUGCUGACUUGGCAAUUGUGCUACCAUCUAUUGGACACCGCUUUACAUCGCUCAUGUUGAAAUUUUUUAGUGACCUACCGGUAGGACUCAGUGAAGCCCAGGCCCUUCAAUUGGGCACCACGAUCCAAAACAACUUGCCCAACAUCACCAGUGUGACCAUUAAUGGAUUUGUUGAUGAUAGAGCUCAUAGAAUUCUAGUCCAGCAUCUUCCUCAACAUCUUGAGAGUCUCUCCAUGGAUAGUUGCCGUUUUCAUGACCUCCCCAGUGCACUAGCUCAGAUCCCUGAUAGCUUGAAAGGAUUGAAAUCACUGACCCUUUCAGAGAUCUUUGAAGACAAUCAUGGGACCCAAUUUUUUCAAUCAGUUGCCAAUGCCAUCCAGGCACUGCCUAAUUUGGAACACAUUCGCAUGGACUUUAUUCAAUCCAACAGCUCAGAACAUUGGGAUUUUGUAUUCAACGCAAUUCUAAAACAUGACAACAUCAAGCGGGCGGAGUUUGAGCAUCUGUGGGAUUCUCCUGGGUUCACCUUUGACGAUGCUACAGAAAACAACAUUGUUUGCCAUGUUGGCAUCAACCGAGUCAAAGCAAUGCUUGGGGGACCAUCCAAGACCACCAAUACCAGUGAUGAUCACUUUCAAAGAUGGGUGGUUGCAGUGGCAGCCUUUCGCAACCAGCCAGCAUGCUUGCAGUAUCUGUUCAGUCCUGUGGCAAUGGAUCCUGCCAAGUUUGCACAAGCUGCUCUUGAUGCCAUUAACCAAGUGGAUACUCAGAGUAACAUGGAGCAUCAGCAAAAAAAGAGAAAGACAGCACCGAGUGGAGGACACAAGCCUCACAGCUUGGAAACGGGACACUCUGAAGAGCGCCUGCGACGCCUUGAGCGAGCUCGGGUCUUCACGCAUCACAGUAUUCCUUAGAGGAGGCGACAUACAGUGCGGUAGCUUCCAUGGAUGUUCCACUGAUGUUGCUUGCUCUACAGAAAAUAUAUCUACAACUAAAUUUUAUAGCUCUUCGUGUCAUAAGUAUUGAUAGCACUCUUUACUCUACGAAGCCCCUCCAUCAGUUCUUUCAACCUGCAGUUCAAUCUAAAUCCUGGCUAGCUAGCAGUACGCAAGUUCACAGUCCU
This is a messenger RNA of Seminavis robusta, 1474 nucleotides long. Lineage: Eukaryota; Bacillariophyta; Bacillariophyceae; Naviculales; Naviculaceae. The record is from the annotation of a GenBank genome assembly.